Molecule: messenger RNA, 1881 nt
Organism: Sapajus apella (tufted capuchin)
Lineage: Eukaryota; Metazoa; Chordata; Mammalia; Primates; Cebidae
Product: prostasin
Exons: 6
Coding region: 259-1299 (346 amino acids)
Biological process (GO): positive regulation of sodium ion transport; proteolysis
Molecular function (GO): sodium channel regulator activity; serine-type endopeptidase activity
Source: RefSeq, a predicted model, not a curated record
CAGCCACUCCUGGGAGGACCCUGCGUGGCCAGACUGUACCAGUGACUCGUCCACACUGCUUGCUAAGGAGACUCCAGGCGUCUCCUGCUGUGGCCGCUCCCUGCCUUAGAGGCCAGCCUUGGACACCUGCUGCCCCUUCCCAGCCCGAAUUCUGGUAUCUUUCCCUCUGAGCCAACAUCUGGGUCCUGCCUUCGACACCACCCCUAGCUUCCUACCUUGGGCUACUGGAGUCUGCCCCAGGGGCCCUUGUCCUGGGCCAUGGCCCAGAAGGGGGUCCUGGGGCCUGAGCAGCCGGGGGCUGUGGCCAUUCUGCUCUAUCUUGGAUUAUUACAGUUGGGAACAGGAGCGGAAGGGACAGAAGCACCCUGCGGUGUGGCCUCCCAAGCACGCAUCACAGGUGGCAGCAGUGCAGACCCCGGGCAGUGGCCCUGGCAGGUCAGCAUCACCCACGACGGCGUCCAUGUGUGUGGCGGCUCUCUUGUGUCUGAGCAGUGGGUGCUGUCAGCUGCUCACUGCUUCCCAAGCGAACACGAAUACCGCAAGCAAGACUAUGAGGUCAUGCUGGGGGCCCACCAGCUGCUGCACUACUCCCCGGACGCCAAGGUCAGCACCGUGAAGGAAAUCUUCACCCACCCUAGCUACCUCCAGGAGGGCUCCCAGGGUGACAUCGCACUCCUCCAACUUGACAUUCCCGUCAGUUUCUCCCGCUACAUCCGGCCCAUCUGCCUCCCUGCAGCCAAUGCCUCCUUCCCCAAUGGCCUCCACUGCACUGUCACUGGCUGGGGCCACACGGCCCCCUCAGUGAGCCUCCAGGCCCCCAAGCCACUGCAGCAACUCGAGGUGCCUCUGAUCAGUCGUGAGACGUGUAACUGCCUAUACAACAUCGAUGCCAAGCCUGAGGAGCCGCACUUUGUCCAGGAGGACAUGGUGUGUGCCGGCUACGUGGAAGGGGGCAAGGACGCCUGCCAGGGUGACUCUGGGGGGCCACUCUCCUGCCCCGUGGAGGGUGUCUGGUACCUGACGGGCAUUGUGAGCUGGGGCGAUGCCUGUGGGGCCCGCAACAGGCCUGGUGUGUACACUCUGGCCUCCAGCUAUGCCUCCUGGAUCCACAGCAAGGCACCAGAACUCCAGCCUCGUGUGGUGCCCCAAACCCAGGAGUCCCAGCCUGACAUCAACCUCUGUGGCAGCCACCUGGCAUUCAGCUCUACCCCCUCAGCCCAGGCCUUGCUGAAGCCCAUUCUUCUCCUGCCUCUGGGUCUGGCUCUGGGCCUCCUCUGCCCAUGGCUCAGCGAGCACUGAGCUGGCCCUGCUUCCAGGACGGAUGCGUCACACUCAAGAACAGGAGCCUGGUCCUUCCCUGAUGGCCUUUGGACACCGGGCCUGGCUUGGGACGCUCCUUCUUCCAGGACUCUGCAGGAGGCUGGCGCCCGAUCUUGAUCUUUGAGCCCAUUCUUCUGGUGUGCUCUUUGGGACUGUAACCGACAGUCACAAGUUUUAUUGCCUGUGGCAAUGAUCAGAGCCUUUGGCCCCUCACCUGCCGUGGACCAGCCCAUUGGCCAGGCUCCUAUGGAGCUCCUGGGACCCUUGGCUAUGCAAAUGAGCGCUGGCUCCCACCUGUUUCCGGAAGACUGCUCCCAUGCCCGCCCGCCAGCCUGAUGAGCAUACCUCUCUGCCCUCUCCCUGUGUUCGGGGCUCGGGCCACCUUUGUGCAGCUUCUUUUUUCAAGGACAGGAAAGGUCCCAAUCUUGCCCACUGGCCACUGAGUGCCCCUGAGCCCUGACUCCUAGACUCCGGAGGACUGAGCCCCCACCGGAACUGGGCUGGCGCUUGGAUCUGGGGUAGGGGUAACAGGGCAGGAAGGAGUAAAAUGUUUGAGCACAA